This is a messenger RNA of Blastomyces gilchristii SLH14081, 2681 nucleotides long. Its product is annotated as Fe-Mn family superoxide dismutase. Gene Ontology annotation, molecular function: superoxide dismutase activity; metal ion binding. Gene Ontology annotation, biological process: superoxide metabolic process. The transcript is spliced from 4 exons. The coding region runs from base 140 to 1060 and encodes 306 amino acids. Lineage: Eukaryota; Fungi; Ascomycota; Eurotiomycetes; Onygenales; Ajellomycetaceae. The record is from RefSeq and is a predicted model, not a curated record.
CGUGACUUGGCGAAGAAGAAACUCCGCAGCACGAGAUAUCUAUCCAGACAUUGCACCGGCUACAAUUAAAGACUUAUCUAUACUACUAGCAGAGUCUUUUCCCCCGGCAAUGGUUUGAGUCUGAGUCCACUUUCCGUUCAUGAUCCUGCAACGUUCGCUCCGGCCGCAGUCCGGCCUGCGCGCCGUCUCUUCCUCCCUGUCCUUCCUCCGAACAACUCCCCAGACUCGAUCAACCCACUAUGUCCCUCAAUUAGGACACGAUGCAUCCUUCAAGCAACAUGGGGUACCGGAUCUUUUGUCGCCACAGGGAUUCGAUCUGUCAUGGGUUCAAUAUCAGAGCUUCCUCAUCAACAAAUUAAAUCUUUUAACAGCAGGCACACCCGAUGAAUCUGCUACUCCCGGCACUCUUCUGGUCAGAUAUGCCCGCGACGCCAGCAUGGCAUCGGUUUUCAACUAUGCCUCAAUGGCCCACAACAACCACUUCUUCUUCAAUUGCCUUUCGCCCGAGCAAGUCCCCAUCCCCGAACACCUCUCCAAAUCCAUAGAAGACUCCUGCUCCUCCGUCGAGUCCCUGAAAGCCGAAUUCCUCGCAACCGCCAACGCCAUGUUCGGCCCCGGGUUCGUUUGGCUCGUCAAAUCAAAGGACACCGGCCAGCUCAAGAUCCUAUCAACCUACAUCGCCGGCUCCCCUUACCCUGCUGCCCACUUCCGCCGCCAACCAGUCGAUAUGGCAACACAGACCACCGGCAUUACGGGCGGCGAGAACCUAGAACAGAUCAGAAAACUCACCCCGACGAACCGAGUAGGCUCUAUGGGUGCGUAUUCUAGCCAGAAGUUCAUGGCGCCUGGCGCUAUUGAUAUCCACCCGAUCCUCUGCGUGAAUACCUGGGAACAUGUGUGGCUUCCGGACUGGGGUGUUGGAGGGAAACCUCAAUUUUUGGAGGCAUGGUGGAAUAGGAUUAACUGGGAUGAGGUGGCUCAUAAUGCCUCUCAAGCUGGCCCGAUUUCCACGCGCCCAGGCACCGCGAGAUCCUCAUACAGGCGUGGCGCGAGGUUCUAGGUUGAUAGUUUAAUGGGGAUUGGAAAUUAAAGAACCUGAAGAUGAGAACGGAAAUUUUUGUUUUGGGUUCUAUUAUGCCAGGUUUCUAUGUCUGUCUAUUCUGUAUUAUACAUAUAUAUCUCUUUCUUUCUUGUUUUAUCCCGUAUUAUACAUUUCCAUCACUCUAUCACCUGUGUGCUAUUAGAAAUUUGGAAUAUAGACGAUUCUCCAUGGCUUCUCUCUUUCCGUGCCAUGCCAAAAGGGAUUCUCAGGGACAAGGCAUUACCCCAAGCAUAUCUCUAACACCAGCUUACCCACCUAAUUUUCAAAUAACUCCAUGCUCCAUUGAUAAAUCCCCCAAAACCCAUCGCAAGCCCCAGUUCCAAUUCCACCAUCCACGCGCGAUCGCCUCACCCCAUCCUCGCCCUCUCCAACUCCCUCACUCUCUUCUCAAACGCCUCGAUCAUCAUCCCCGCCACCUGAUCCUCCACCGCCCCCAUAAGAGCCGCAUGCAGCGCACUGCGAAACUGAAACCGCACCUCCAACUCAACCCGCGUCUCCCCCGCGCCCCUCCCACCCCCCCCAUUCACCACCACCCCAUCCUUCCCCGCUCGCAGCUUCCACAACGUAUCCAAAAACUCAAACAGCCCCCCAUCCCCAGCUUCAGCAGCACCAUCCUCCGCCGCACGCCGCCCACUCCUCGCCCCCACCGUCCACAGUGCCGCGUCACACUCCACGCGCGACACAAACGUCUCCUUCAACGGGCCAUACCCCACCGUCAAGAAGGCGCUGGUUGGGUAUCCGGUCUUCACGUCGCGGGCCGUCACGGUCGAUGCGGUGAGGAAGGGGAGGAACUGGGCGUACGAGUCGAUAUCGGCGAUGGUGCGGAAGAGGGGUUCCGGGGGAAAGGGGAGAUUGCGAGUGGCUGUUAGGGUGCGUGGGGGCGGCGGGUUGGGGGAGAGGGGGUUCGUGAAGGAGGAGAGGGAGGGGAGGUGGAAGGGGCGGAGUUUUACGGUUGGAGUUGUAGUGAUUGGAGGGAGUUUGUGGGGGCGGAGGAGCGGCCGGAGGAGGAGCGGGUUUCGUGGGCGCAUUCUGCGUCCUGGUUUUUACUCGGCCGGUUUGCUCCUGUUGGCGAGGGUUGCCGUUGUGUUUCUUAUGAUAUGGCGAUGCGUGAGGGUAGCGAAAGAGGAGAUAUCUGGGCGAUUUUGGAGCUGCGAAGCUGCUGGUUUACUUCCGGGCUAUCGCAUGGCCUUAUUUUAUCGGAGGUUAUAUAUGACUGGGGUGGGUGUUGACUUGGAGGGUUUCGUUCUCCAGGCGCAAUGAGAAUCUGGGUAUUUGUAUCGCGGGAUAUAUUGCGAGAACAAUAUAGGUGGAUUAGAAAUUAGCAAAUUAAUGGUAUAAUAUAGGUUGGGGCUUGUGGUUAUUGCUACAGCUGGCUGAGUUGGAAGUGAACGUCGUGUUGAGAACCUCCGCUGCCAAGUCCGCAACAGCUCCGAUGCCAAGACGACGAAGUUUAGUUUAUUGACUUCCUUUCCGCUCGCUAUAACGGAGUAGAUGCACUUCAUCAAAUAAAGAACAUGACGCAUUUUAUUGUCCGAUUCGUCCACUAUGUGUGCUUCUUCUAAAUAAUAGCGUAUACUAU